AUAAUGGACAAUUACAGCAUCUCUUAAAAUUUUAAAUUUUCAGUCAUAACGUGUAGGAAAUUUUCUCACGAAUUCGAAAAUCCGAUUUUUUAUUUAUAAAAAUGUUUAUUUAUUUAUUUAUUAAUAAUUUAAAUUGCUCUAAAAAGGCUCCGUAGAUGAUGCAAUCAAAAACGAUCCCUGAUUGGCCGUGACGUCACAUGUGCCGACGGGAGGUAAGUCUACUCCUUUCUCAAUGCGUAUUUCAACGUGAUUUUUAUACGGUGUUCUCUUUCGUCUUGAAAUUUAUACUAAUACUAAUUUUGUGGAUUAAAUUUACACUUUUAUAAGUGUGUGUAAAAUGGAGGAAGGUUUUCAAAAAGCCCAGACGGAUAAUCUUCCAAAAAUAACGGAAGAAAUGAUCAUGCAAUUCUUCACAUCAAAUCAGCAUUUCUUUUCGCCUGAAAUCAGAGGAGUGAAAGUUCAAAGAUCAGCAAGAGAGUCAUAUGGAGAUAAUGCUGUGGGCUACGUGCAGGUUAAGCGAGACCAGACUGCCUGCACUGUCAAGGGACGAAUCACACCUGAGCACAAAGUCAGAAGCAAAGCAUACACCGUCACAUUAGUUUGUGAUGAGAUGGCAGAAAAUCUCUUAUCAAUUCAGUGUGAUGGUUGUGCUGCAAGUGCAGGUGGAUGCAAGCACACGAUUGCAUUCCUUUUCUGGGUUCACAGAAAAUGUUCAGUGCCAUCCCCAACAGAAGUGGAAUGUUACUGGAAAAAACCAAAGCUGUCAACAGUUGGUUCCAGUGAAAAGUUCAUUUAUGCGUCAAGUUUGGGGAAAAAAAUUAUUAAUGAUCUCCCUCCCAAAAACCCAUCAAUCUUGAAAGAAUGCAUGGAUAUUAUAAAUGAAAAAAAUAUUCAAAAUAUGCAACUCUGUAAUUACUUUUCUGAGUUCAGUGACUCGGAAAAGGUGUCCAUUCACUAUCUGAUAAUGGAAUUUGCAAUGGAGGGGACUGGCUCUGAAGCUGACGCUUUUUUAAACUACUUAAAGAGAAAGAUUAAUUCUGAUAUUUGUAAAAAAGUAGGCCAACUAUCAGUGGAGCAACAUACUCAACCCCUAUGGCAUGAGCUUCGAUAUGCUAGAAUAACUGCAUCGAAACUGUAUGAAGCGUCAAGAUGCUCAAUUUUAGAUGGAAGUCUAGUUGAAGCGCUUCUUGGAGCAAAGUUUCGACCAACGGUAGCUAUAAAAAGAGGUCGUCGUCUUGAAGUUGAGGUAUUGAAGGAAAUUGAGAGGAAUCACAAUAUUCAAAUAAAACCUAGUGGCCUCUUAAUAAACCCUGAACAUCCCAUCUUUGGUGCAUCACCAGAUGGUAUCGCCACAGAUUUUAUUGUUGAGGUUAAGUGCCCUAUAUCAGAAAAAACUAAAAAUAAGUAUAUCAUAAACAACAUGCCUACCGAUAGACAUUAUGCACAAAUGCAACUGCAAAUGUUAUUUGCUAAUAAAUCCAGAGGAUUGUUUUGUGUUGCAAAUCCCAACUUUGAAAAGACGAGAGGAAUUGCUGAGUUAUGGGUACAACGAGAUAAUGAGUAUUGUCAAAAUUUAAUGGAAAGAGCCCUUUAUUUUUGGAAAAAAGCAAUUUUUCCAAAAAUUUAUAAAAAUUGUCUUUCAAAAUAAAAUUUUUUCUGAUUUAUAAUAUUGCAUUAUAUAAUAGUAUGUAGUUACAGCAAUUUUCUAUAAUAAUAUAUUCUAAUUCAUUUAGAAUGCCAUAUACAAUGGAACAAAAUAAAUGUUGUCAGUUUUGCAUA
Molecule: messenger RNA, 1779 nt
Organism: Parasteatoda tepidariorum (common house spider)
Lineage: Eukaryota; Metazoa; Arthropoda; Arachnida; Araneae; Theridiidae
Source: RefSeq, a predicted model, not a curated record